UCUCCUGCAUCCUCCCACCCUGCUCUGCUGCAUCAGCAACAACCUCUCUCCAUCCUUAGAGCAUCUUUCUCCUCCCAGCUUGGCUGAGCAGGGGGAAGCUCAGUUGAUCUGUUCCUGCAAUUACCAUUACCUUCCCUCCCUCCCCCCAACCUCCUCCUCCACCCCAGAGAAGAGGGGUCCACUCCAGCCACCGUGUCUGCCUGCUGUGCUACAGGGAGGGGGGGAGAAAACCCAUUAAGGAUCCACAACUUCACGAGGAAGCGCAAUGAAGGAUCGCACCCAGGAGUUAAGAAGUGCCAAAGACAGCGACGAUGAGGAAGAGGUGGUGCAUGUGGACCGAGACCAUUUCAUGGAUGAAUUCUUUGAGCAGGUGGAGGAGAUCCGCGGCUGCAUUGAGAAGCUUUCAGAGGAUGUGGAACUGGUGAAGAAGCAGCACAGUGCCAUCUUGGCCGCCCCCAACCCAGAUGAGAAGACCAAGCAGGAGCUGGAGGACCUUACAGCCGACAUCAAGAAGACUGCCAACAAGGUGCGCUCCAAGUUGAAAGCGAUUGAGCAGAGUAUUGAGCAGGAAGAGGUGCAGAACCGGUCUUCAGCUGACUUGCGGAUCCGGAAAACGCAGCACUCAACCCUCUCCCGCAAGUUUGUGGAGGUGAUGACGGAAUAUAACACAACCCAGUCCAAAUACCGAGAUCGAUGCAAGGACCGCAUUCAGAGACAGCUGGAGAUAACUGGCAGGACAACAACCAAUGAAGAGUUAGAAGACAUGCUGGAGAGUGGCAAGUUGGCGAUCUUCACGGAUGACAUCAAAAUGGACUCACAGAUGACAAAGCAAGCCCUGAACGAAAUCGAAACUCGGCACAAUGAGAUUAUCAAACUGGAAACCAGCAUCCGGGAGCUGCAUGACAUGUUUGUGGACAUGGCUAUGUUGGUGGAGAGCCAGGGCGAGAUGAUUGACCGCAUUGAAUACAAUGUCGAGCACUCCGUUGAUUACGUGGAAAGAGCCGUCUCUGACACCAAGAAAGCUGUAAAAUACCAGAGCAAGGCUCGGAGGAAGAAAAUUAUGAUUAUAAUUUGUUGUGUGGUUCUCGGUAUAGUACUGGCCUCCUCCAUCGGAGGCACGCUUGGGUUGUAAAUUAAAGCAAAAAUAAUAAUAAUAAUAUUAUAAUAAUUUAAAAAUUGUACAUGCAGUGGAUAUAACAGCACAUGUUCCAGCUACCUAGAGAUAAAACAACUUUAUUGGGUCAGCAAAUCUAAGUUUGUUGUUCAGCAUCAUCUCUUCAUCCAUUUUCCUCAUUUGCUGGACGCCAGGGUGCCCCCCAGAAUGUUAAGAGAUUCUGGGCCUCAGCCAGGUGUCACGUAACUGCACCUCCCCUUCCCACUGCACCAUGGUUUGAAAUGUGUGAUUCCUGCCCACCCCAGCUACAGAUUUUCCCCUUCAUAUCAUCAGUUAACCCUGAGGGAAGAAUGGUUCAUGGUUUUCUUUUUCUGCUUCACAUGAAUUCUGCUGUCGUCUCUGAUGGGCCAUUCUUUCAAAUGCUAGUAUCUAGUACACUAGAAAGAUGAAAAGACAUCGGCAUUAAUGCUGGCAUGUUAAAUGCUAGCAAGGGCCACAACUUAGCACCGAGUUAUUUGACCUUAUUAAUUGCACACAAUGGUAACAAUCGCACAAAGUUUCCCACAACUGCCUGCGGAAAGGGAAACAUUGAUGCCAUACUUUUGCAAGCACUGAUCUUCCCCUUUUCACAGUAACAGUGCAGUACCCAUGUGAUCACCAUCUUGGGGAUACAUGGGCUCUGUUCCCAAAGGACAGCAUUUGAGAGAGAACAAAAAUAUUAAAGUGUUCAUUCUUAAGUAUCUGGAAAAGUGGAGUAAAUACUCAGGGCAAAGGCCCUCAGUAAAGACUCUGAUCAUCUGCUGCAUCUUCCAUCCUCCCUCCACCUCCCCACACCACUUCCAUGUUCAGGAGUUCCCUGCCACUGACAGCCCACCCUUGGCAGCCCUCCCGCAGGUGGAGAGCUGCAUUUGUGGGCGGGUGGUUUGCGCCACCCAACGCAGGGGUUCUCAGACUUGGGCCCCCAGAGGUUGCUGGACUACAACUCCCAUCAUCCCCAGCCACAAUAGCCAGAGGCUGGGGAUGAUGAAAAUUGUACUCCAACAACACCUGAGGACCCAAUUUUGAGAACUUGGCCUAAUGGCAUGCAGAAGGACCGACUAGAUCAGCCUCUCAGAUAUCACAGGACACAGUGGUACUCAAGAACACUCUCGUACCAGAACCCCAGCAAAUGCGUAGAGAAGCCCUUGCUUUCCAAAACAGAAAAGCUUCCUAAAAUGCAAAAUGUGGAGUACAACCAUCCAAUGCGAAAGAUUGCCAAAUCAGCACUGAUUAUUAUUCACAGUACUUAAGAAAUGUAUGCCAACCUUCAUGUCCGUGUGGUAUUAUUAAAGCAAUGUUGCAGCUUUGGAACAUUGCUUGGUUCCUGCCAUGAUGCAGGAAUAUAGUUGUGGGGGGGUGUAGAAGAAAAAACCCCACCCCACCCCAUCAGGAAUGCAGGCGUGUUGCUGCUGCAUUAUCCCCACAUCUUGAAAUGAAAAUCCUAGCACUCGAUAACUGAGAUCAGGGCAACUGCAGCAAGCCAUGGUCUCAUUGUUCUUAUAUCUGGCAAUAACAGGAUUGAAACAGAUUGUGUUCCUGUAGCCUUACAAAUCAGAGGACCAAAGAAGUAGCUUAGGGUGCCACUAUAUGUGCAUAAAUAGCACAAAAUGUAGCCUUCCUCGAGAUAUACCACCAAAGACUACAAGUGUAGGAUGAGGGGCAUGUCAAGAUUUGAAUCCUUCUUAAUAUAAAACUCUCCUUGUCCCUGGAAAGCUAAUACGAUGGGGAGAAGGGAUCCCGUCUCACCUUCUCCUAGAUAUGCUCAUUGUAGAUUUGCAGUAGAAGGGAGGUGACAGGGUAGGAAAACAUUCAGAUAUGAAGUUCUUCCCAUGUGCAUUCUGAAGUAGUACAGCCCCAAGAAGUUCUUCAUCACAUGAUACUUCUGAAUGUGUAGCUUGGCUCUGAGUGAUCCAGAAUGAGGAAGAGAUCAUGCCUUAAAAAAAAUUUAUUUUUUUUUAAUCCUCAUUUCGGCACAGGCCCAUUUGGGUGUCCCACUGCCAGAAAUUAGCCAUAGUGAAAGGAGCCCUAACAAUGUCAGAAAACCUGUUUGAGUUUCUAAUAACAUCCCAACAUUCUAGACUUGUUGGAGAGAGUUUGUGGCAAUUUCUUGCUUGUCGUUGAUCAUGAAAAAGAAGAAAAAGUUGGUGCUCCAUCACUUGUUUGCACAGCAAAAACAAAUAACCACAAUAUAUUCCUAAGUUAUCCAUUGAUGCUACAGCAGUCUAGACUUGUAGGGAACUUCUUUCUCUUAUAGACUGCUCCUCAGUUUAUCCACUUGGUUGUGCAACCAUGGCUGUGGCAACUGGAGGGCACUGAGAACCAUUCCUGGCAGCCAUGGUUGCUACCAGGAUGACCCUACAUGCAAUAGCAUUUAUUUAUUUUUUUAAAUCCAGUGGCUCAAGGCCAAUUUACAUUCAACAGAAUGGAGUAAUAAAAUGUUUUGUUGGCUGUACCAGUUCAGAGUGUAGAAGUGGGGAGCUAUGUGUUUGAAUGCUUCUUCACAAAAACCAAACUACCUUCAGAAAGAAGAUUAGCAUGCCAGGGAGAAGGCCCCAGCCUAGCCUUCUCCCUGAUUUGUUAGUUUUCUGUGUUCUGAGAGCUUUUUAUUCAUAAGGGAGUGUUAAACUAAUACAGUCAUCCUCUACCUGCAGUCCAAAGUGGUACAGCCUAGGAGGUGCUGUACCAGAAAGUUCUUUAUCACUUGAUACAACUGGCUAUAUAAAGUAGCCCUUAUUUUCAAGGGUGUAUACUUAGGAUCACAGCCUUAGAUCCUGUUUUGGCUAGCUGAUUUUUUACACACACACCCUCCAAAUUUACCUUUAUUCUGAUGAUCCUCUUCCGUGCAUGGUAGGGCUGUUACAUCCAGAGAACAGCUAUUCCAUGUAAGCAGCCUGCUAUAGGAUCAUGCUAGCUGUGGAAAGCAAGAGCAGAUCUCCUGCUCUGCCUUCCAGUCCUGGAAACAGAUCUAGGAUCUUACAGUGGGCUUUGGAAAAAGAAUCCCAGUAGGAUAUGCAGGUCCAUUUCUGCAUGCAUGAAGUGUGUGCUUCAUGUGGAAAUGGACACAAAGCUCACCAUCCUACCCAGAUUGGCUAUCCACAUCUUAAUUCACAAGCGAAUGUGCCUCCACAUCAAAGCACCCAUGUGCAGUACUAGUCAUGUGCAGCUCAUGGAUAUUUCUUGAUUGCGUCCUGUGUGCUAAGGGCAAGUGGUGAGGUACUGAUCACCAGAAAAUAUACCACAGCCAUGCUAGAGUAUUAUUAUCCAUCCUGAACAAAAACGAUAACACAUUCUUGAUCCAUAGCAUGCUUCUUAUGUUCAGACAUUGACUCUUGAGCAACAGGGUUCUAUCACUAGAGUAACCUAGAAUAAUGAUGCUGGAUCCUUAGAAAAAAUGCGAUGUUAUCAAAAGACCCCAACCCUUGCCACAUCCACUGCAGUAUUUGAGAGAGAAGACCCUUCCCCCUUAUCAAAGUUACUGCGGUAUUCUAGAAUAAUAUAUUACCCCACUUUGUAAAGUUUACCAAAAGAGCUUACACUCUUCUGACGAAAUAAAAUGAGUGAUGCAAUUGUGCCAGUAAACUUAGCAUCCUAACUAUGCACUGUUUUCAAGAACGUUACAUUGAUGCUGGCUCUUUUUAUACGGCAUCUCUGUAAAAAGCAAACGCAUUCACCACUAGACUCUAGAGAAAUCCCGAGCAUUAGCUGCUUCUGGGUGUGCUUUUGUAUGUCCAGAAUUAUCUGGAAUCAGCAUUAGUAUUCUUAAUGCAAUAUACCCAAUUUCCCCAACUACACAGUUAUAAAAUUAUGUGGAUGUAUUGUGGAAUCAUCAUUCUGGAACCUAUAGUAUUUUUAAAAGAAUAAUGUUAAUAUCAGUAUCCUGAACACGGUGUUAUCCAGAAUACAGGCAUCCCUUGUCAUCCGCUAGGGUUCCAUUCUGGCAAAACCUCGCCAUUGGCAAAUUUAGAGUUGGUGAGACAUUAAAGUCAAUGGGAAACAGGGGGUUAGGGGAACUGCGACCACAUAAAGACCUAAAAAUAAAGGGGAAAAUACAUUAAAAAUGCUUUAAAAAAUCACACAAAAUCCUGUAAUAUCACCAAGAGCCACCAAGAAGAAUGAGCAGUCAAACCUCUGGAAAAAAUUUUAAACCCUGCCCCCCAAAUCACUCAAAGGCAUUGUAAAUUGGCAAGGGUCACCAAGAGGAAUGAGCAGAUCGGACCUCUGGAACCCCCCCCCCAAAAAAAAAUUACUAAAAACCCUCACCAACUGCAUAUACUCGGGUUAUGGCUGGCAAGUCCUGUUACAGUUUCCCAUUUGCAUAUACUCGAAACCAGAGGUGUACCUGGGUAAUUUUGGAGCCUGGACCUAAAGGCCUUUGGAGGCCCCCCCCCCCAGCUGCAAAUGAUGCAUCAUCAUGCUCGGCCAGGCGGCCACACCACCCAGGAGAGAGUAAAGAGGGUUUGGGGCCCCCCAGGGGCUGUGGAGACCCUGGACUUCUGCCUGGAAGUCCAGGGGUAGAAGCACCUCUGCUCAAAACUGCAGUUGGUAAAACUGUGGUUGGCAAAGGAUGACUGUAUUCCAUUCCUCUAGGACCAUGUAGGGGAGUAUUUCUCAAACUUCUGGAGACACAAUUCACUCUUUCACCUGAAAAGGUAUAUUUGUAGAGCAUGUAAGAGGAAAGAUUACAUGCACUCAGAGGAGCGGCCACCUCCGACCCCGCCCUGUGUUUUUAUGUGAGUCACUGUUCUAAGUGUGAGUUCGCUGAGGGCAGAUGAUUCUACUGAGUGAAUGACCCCAUCAUUUCCAGUAUAGUGAGAUUUUGUGCCCCUCCCAGAGGCUGAUUGGAAGGAGGUGAGGCCAGAGCAGCAAAUCAUGCAGAGGGGCAUUGGGCAUCCUCCUCUGUGGAUAAGUAAUUUGGGCUCCAGGAAGCCGAUAACUAUUUUGUUGAUUUCUUUUUCCAGCACACAGUUAAGGAGUUAUUGGUGUAUUGAGGAUAACCUCCCUCAGUACUACGCAAAGACAUUAACCGGCUAGCUCCAUGAGGAGCCCUUCAGUGGAAGAAUCUAUCACCUUCCCUGGCCAUGGUACAAGGUGAAGAGGACCUUACAAGUGGGGUGGCCCAUUCUUCCAAGAGUGCCCUUUGUCUUGGAGCACAGUGGUCAGAGAAGUGUAUGGUCCCCUCCAGGUCCCCUCCAACAACAUUCCAUCAACUAUUAACAAUCACCUCCCAACUUCUGUAGUCAAUGGCAAUGAUGGUGUUAGCUGUGCGCCCUUUAAAACAUCUCCUCCCAUCCAUUUCCUGCUUGGAACUCUGAUUGGAUUAAGGAUGAAUAUGUGCCAGCCCCAAUAGACCCAACCCUGGACGUUUGAAGCUUCAACAUCCUUUGGAGAAGUCAAGGAAAAGAUAGAGUGCCAUCCAUAAGAGCCAGAGGUGAUGAAGAUGUGCUGGGGAAUACUUUCAGAGAAUUGUCCCAACACUCCUGGCUGUAGAGUGCCACCCAAGGGGAAGUAUUUAGCAAAAAGUGGCUCCAGACGAGUUAGAGGGGGGAAUGUGAUGCAAGAAGGAAGAGAGCCAGUUGCUCCAUAAUGCUCAGCCUCCUGUCCUACUAGGCUCUGCUCACCCCAGCCCAACACCAUCCUUGAAGGACUGUACUUGCAAACCUGUUCCCCAGGGUUCCCAUUGUCCAGUGUCAGAAUCAAAAGGGUCCCCUGCAUCUUUUCCCCUGGACUGGGGCAUGGUGAUUCUCCCACCCCAAAACUCUCAUUUCCCUUACCCAUUUCCACAUCUGCUGUUUCUUCCAUCACUUUUUUCUUCUGAAUUUAUAAAAUAAGUGUUUGAGGUAUGUGUGUGUGUGAGCGCACAUGCGUGUGUAUAUCUACCCACAUAUCAUUAUAGAUAUGUUGUACAUAUGUUCAGUGUGCCAUUGUACCUAUACGCAAAGUGAUGGAAAUAUAGGUAUGCAUAUGUAAACACACAGGUGAUGUAUACUUCAGGCAGUAUGCGAUGUGUGUUUGCAUAUGUGUGUGUGUGUGUGUGUGUGUGUGUCUGUUUCUGGUUUUGCGUAUGUAUGUUUUCUUGCAGUCUUUUGCCUUGCUUACUCCAGAGUCAGACCAAUUAACUUCAAUGGGAACUUGAACAAGAUUGUUCCAGGGCAAAGUAUUUUGAGGGCCUAUAUGAAGCAUGCAGGUGUGUAAAUGUCACUCUUUCCAUCGCACUUUACAGGAAGAUUCUAGGGGCAACCUUAAAAAAUUUAAAAAUAUUUUUAAAUUUCUACACUGUGUUUCGGGGGGGGGGGGACGACGACUCCAGAGUAGCCUAUGAGAUCAGACAUUUAAAAAUGCCUAAGACCAACUAAAACUGAGGUUUUCACAUGAUAACUCUACCUGGAGAGGCUGACACCACAAAACAUCACACCAUCAGGGCCAUUAAAACUUGGCAUUGAAAGGGCCUUCAAAAGAGUUUUCAAGGCCUGGGGUGACAAUUCUCAUCUACCUUUGCAACCCACACUUAAAAUACACCACAAUUUCCUUUGCUUAGGUUGAAUUACAUACUCUAAUUAAAUGAACUGAAGUGUAGUCAAAAAUGAUAACGCUUAACUAAUACGUUUCAAGACAUUUGGAAAACGACAGUUCUCAAAUCUUUUAGUAACUCUGGAAAUCGAAUUUAAAGGAUGAUUGAUCAUCUGGGUUCCUCAAUCAAGAGUUCGCUUCUCACCGUACUUUUCUGAAAGGUGGCAAGUGUGUGGCAGCCCGCCACUUGAUGCUCCGUCGGCCAUUAGCAAGGGCCCUUUCAAAACGUCCAAAUGUGGAAGAAAGCCAUGGGACACUUGCUUCCACUUGAAUGAGUCCACUUAAAGAGAAGCAAUCUUGAGAAAGCCUUUUUAGAAUCCAAGAAUCUUUGAAAGCUGCAUGUGCUUAGAGGCAAACUGCCAGUCAGCAGACGUGUGCUGUAACUCUUGCUGGACUCUCCCACUUCAGAUUGCAAGCAAGAGAUCAAAGGUUUGAGUCCUUGCCUAUGGUAAAAAUAUUAACACCACACACAGAAACUAACUUGUCUUCCUCCUGAUGAGUAAGUUCUGUUUGUGCUAAGAGGUCUCCCCACCAGCCAUGCAGGAAAGCAUUCAAAUAUGCUUAGCUAUCCCCAACCGCAACUGAAAAGGUACAGCCCAGCAGCAGAUACAGCCCAUGAAUCUACAGAUGGUGUAGAUAAGAUCUUAGAAAAACUAAACUGUGACAUACCAUGCUCGCAUUCACAAUGUACUUAGAGAUGUGGAUUUUUCCAAAGUCCUUUGGACAUGAAUUGAAGUACCGAGUGUGGCAAAUGUCUGUUGCUGAAAUGAAUAAGUAUGCCUACAUGCAUACGGUUUAUUGUUGCCUGUGUCUAGCUUUUAAUGUGCCUCAAUAUUCUGCGCUAUAACUGUGUGCGUGCAUGCGUGCGUGCAUAUGUGUAUACAUCAUUGGUUCUCAAAGUGUCUUUCAAAGGAGACACAAUGGUUUCCAGGGGAGAUGGGAUCUCCUCUGUGGCUCCUCCCACCCAGUCUCUUGAUUUGGCCAGGAGACCAGAGGGCCCGCCCACAUUUCCCCCAGUCAGUACACAGCCAGAGAUCAGGUGAUUGUUAAUAUUGCCCUCUAAAUUAUCUAGGCUUUUCAUUAUCUGAGAAAAGCUGGUGUUCUUCCCCCCGCCUCUUGUUUGCCUGUGAGGGAAAUUCCAAAAUCAUUUCCUGGCGUAAUAUUGCUUGCUAUAACAGUUUGAGAACCACUCUCUGAUAUAGACAGAUAGGUGGACCUAUUCCUAUCUAUAUUAUAUAAUGGAGAGACAGAGAUAAACAUAUUGAUUUAUAUACUGGUAUAGGAAAUACAUUUGCUGUGCAAUGGGUUCCUAGCAUAUGCAUUUAUAUAUCUUUUUCACCCAUACUUUUGUGUUGGGACACAGGAGGAACAGACUGCCAUAGUAAUAAUUUCCGAGGUGGUUUGGGAAUGAAAAAUAACAUUGGGUGUGAAUCACUGUGUUAAAGAUAUCUGUAAGCCAUUGCAAAUCCAGCAGCUAAACUAUAUCAGUAUAUUAAUGUUAUGUGUAACAAGUGUACAUAUUGAACAUGUGAGUGUGAUUUACUGGCAUGGGUGUGCUGCUCAUCUUUUUGUGUGUGUGUGUGUAUUCGCACACGUAAAUGUACAUACUUGAAUACAAUUCAUCACGAACACACAUGCGCGCGUACAUACACACACAUUAAGCAUUUAAACUGAGUUGUCAUUACCCUCAACCAAGCCAAAAGUUUCCAUUGAGUAUCUAAUGUUUUGUGUUAGGAAGAUUAUGGUAGGCAAGGCAGACCCAAAUUAUGUACACAGGGCUGACCCUAAUUACGUGUGCAGUGCUUGAUGGGAAAUGCAGUCCAAACCUGGUUCACCCUUAGAGACUGCCAUGCUUGAAUGGACUAUGUUUCUUAUGUUGUCUGUCCUGAAAAGCUCAAUUAAAAAAAGAAAAGAUUACCUGCCUUAGGCUUUUUGAAGGACCACCUUUAGGUUCAAGUCAAUAUAUUCAUUCUCAACAGUUUUUGCUAAACGCCCCCCCCCCCCAUUAUUUAAAGGAGCAUUUUAAAUUUAGGUAAAUCUUGGUUUGGGGGUAAAUGCAGCAUAUAUACUCCAGAGUCUAUCCAUACAGCAUUGUGUCUUCUCUGUGUACCUAUGUGCAUACCUUUCUUAUUUUCUCUUUCUAAAGCCUUCAUCCUGUCAUCUCUACAUAAGAGAUCAAACUCCAGAAAAGAAAGAACAAAGAAAACUUAGAUUUUUUGAUCUUUUUUACAAAACAAACAAAAAAUUGAUUACAACACACAAACCAACAAAACCAACUGUUUUAAAAAAAAAGGAAACGACGACGCAAAGAUAAAAGACAAAACCUAUGAACGUGUCAAAAUCCCCUUGACUUUCCAUUUUGGGUAUUGAUCUGUGUAUUGUUUCAAUGUAGGCGGUUUAUUGUAGUCUGUGGCGUAUUUGCUAAGAAACAACAACUUUAAAAAACGUCCUUUUAAAAAACAUCAUUCUUAACCCCCGCCCCCCAUCAACAUAUCCUUUUCCUUUCUCUCCCCUUCAGUCUCUUGCUGAUAUGUAUGGAUUUCUUUUAAAGAGGGGGGACCAGUCUCACAUAUCUCUUCCCACUUCACCAGUCAAUCCAUUUUUCAAACAGCAAAAAAUAAUAAUAAUACUUUUACCAAAAGAGCUCUCGUUCGCCUUCCCUCUCCCCCUCCAUCCCAUAAUUACCACACCACCAUUUAAUAUCCUUUAAAGGAGAAGCAUUUUGCCCUCCCUUUCUUGUGCCUCACUUCUUCAUUGCUUUUGGUUUUGGAUCGAGGGAGUUUAUCUGACCACUGUGUGUCGGUCACCAGCCCAGAGAUCCAUGUGCAUUCUGAUGCUUGCAUGGCUCUCUCUAGCAUGCUUGGGUUCCCUGUUCAUUGUCAAGGAGCCCAAUUCCAUGCACUCAAAGGGCUUUGUGUUCAGGUUGCACAUACUGAAAUGAAUGGGGAAUUUAAUAUAAAAGAAGAAGAAGCUCUGUUUGUGAGCGGUAGCUCCCCCAAAUGGAAGCAAUUGGCAAAAUAUAGAUAUAUAGAUAAUUAGCUCGGUGGGAUCUAUUAACUGAAUCACAACCUCAACCUGUGUCGAACCAUUCAGAAGAAGGGUGCAAUUGUUGACUCUGACACAAUGCAAAAUGGCCGUGAGAAUCCACCCACAGGGCUGAAGACUGCAGAUGCAUCAGCACCUCCAUAGCUUGUUGAUUUCAGUGGAAGAUGACUAAGCAUGUGUUUAACUCUCCCACCGACAUCAAGAGGGACUUAGCUGUGCUUUAUUGUGGCUGGAUUGCACCCCUGAAGAUAUUCUUUUGCAUGCAUUCAUUUACUCUCUCUCCAGGGGCGUAACAAGGCUGGAGUGGGUCCAGAGACAAAAUUUUAAAAUGGGACCCUCGCUGAUACACACACACUUCACAUGUGACUUGCCUCUGGGGGGCCCCUCGAGGUGUGGGGGCCCCCAGGCAGCUGCCUCCCCUUGCCUAAUAGUAGUUACGCCCCCCCACACACACACACUCUCACACACACACACUCAUUCAACACUGCCCCCUGCUGGAUUAGUGGAGCUCUCAACGCCAAGUCCCACCAUCCCCGGUAUUUCUCUCUCUCUCCUUUCUUUGGGGUUAUCCUUACAAACCUUGGAGGCAAGGAGAAAGUUCGAAAAGCGCUGCAGUUCUCUGGCCAUAAGUGCACCAUCCCAACCUUUAACACUUUGAUAAUGACGCCAUGGGUGCUGAGCAUGCUGAUACCAGUCUCAUAGCUCUACGGUUAAGGCACUUCUCACAAGCAGGUGCAAAAAUUACCAUCAGUCAAAUGUGUGUAUGUGUUAGGGGGUGUUUCUCUCGCUGCUUGAACUUUUUAAAAAAGAUGGGUUCCCAUUUUCUCAGUUCACAAACUAAUUGGUGUAUAUCUCAUGACCUCUCGAACCUCAUAUCCCACAUCCUCAUCACCCCUAUCAGGCCUAUCAGUAGAUGAGUUUCAGGACACCAAAUGGGGAAGGAGGACCAGAAGCUAGUAUGCCUUCAGCAGCAAGCAAGGUUUGAGUUCCAGAGCAGCCAUUGAGGAUAGGGAGCAGGGGCGUGGGCAGGGAGUGCCCUCACACACUAGACGGGUUGCUCAGGUGGAGGGCCAAGCUUUGGGGCCAGAGGUUUCUAGGCAUCUGAUGGACAGGGUUGACCCUUGAGGGCCAGCUGAUGGAAUCCUCAACUAGGCAGGGAGUGCAGCCUUGAUGGUGCCCUCAAAGCACAGAGCUCGGUUUGUCAGGCUCGCCAUGGAACCAGAGCUCUGGUGACAGAGGAGGUCUGGUGUGAGAGCCUGUAUGCUAGGAAGAUAUGCACACACCUUAAAAUACGAACAACUGAGCAACCACCAUGUGAGGCACCCCUUUUGUCAAGUGGUUCAUUAAACCCAAUGCUGGCUCCAGGACUUUAGGACCCUUCUGACCAUGUUGGGUGCUCCAAGCAUGGUGGGAAUGGUGGCAUUGUUGGGUCAAUGGGUCCUUGGCCAAUGUCCCACCCUGAAGCUAGUCUUGAUUAGAUCUUACUCCAGCCAUCCUUUACCCUUCUUCCCAUCAGCCACACUAUUCUUCCAGCCAGCUACACAAGCCAAGAUGGAGAACAUCAUGCAUAAGAUAUUUGUUCAGGAUGGAGGAGUGGUACAGAAAAACAAGAUCUAGGCAUAGGGGAGAGAGAAGGCAUGCCAAUUAUGUCUGCAAUGUUUAGUCAGUUAACCCAUUAGAUUAAUCUGUUUAAAGCUUCUAAAUAGAUUUAAAAGGUGCCCUCAGUCAAGGAGCAGAUUUUUAUUUUCUUAAAUUAUUUUUAAAUGCAUAUACUUAUAAACACUGCAGGUGGCAAAUCCUGUCUUAGAAGAGGUAUCCUCUCCUGUUUGAGGUAUCCCUCUUCAAAGAUGUGCUGUAAAGUUGUGCCGACGAGUUCAUGUCAACUCCUGGCGACCACAGAGCCCUGUGGUUGUCUUUGGUAGAAUACAGGAGGGGUUUAUCAUUGCCAUCUCCUGCUCAGUAUGAGAUGAUGUCUUUCAGCAUCUUCCUAUAUCGCCGCUGCCCAAUGUAGGUGUUUCCAUACACCAUCUCAAUAUAAAGCUUUUUUCUUUAGAGUUAUUUUUUCCUUAUAUGUAAAUAUAUGUAGAUUUAAUCGAUUAAUUCAUGGUCUAGUGGGCUAAAACUCUAACUGAUUAAGAUUUCUUCAAUCAGGCGACAUAUAAAUAUCCUGAACACUACAUGGGAAUGUUAGAUCCUGUAACUGAUGCAUAAAUAUUUAGUCCCCACCGUCAGAAAUAAUCAGGAGCGAGCUAGCAUAUGGCACCCUAGUUCAAAGAGAGUCAUUCCAGGUCAGCAAGUAUCCCCAAAUUCCAAAUGCCUUAGAGGAAAAAAGGAAAAGGAAUAUAUAUAUAUUGGCUGGCUUUCAUCUUGAGGUCACAGAUGGGAGACAAAUUACUUAUGAACAAUGUAAAAUGACCAUAAACCCCAUUUGAAAAUGCAGCAAAUUUGUUCAGCUUUCAUUGAUGGAUAAGAACACAUUCGUUUCUGCCUCCUUAGCAUUUAAAAGCUCCCUCGAUCCAAAAGAAGGGGGAUUUUUUUAAAAAAAUACAAAUGUAUAUCCAUCUACCUACUCUGUCUCCUUCAAACAAUUUUUCUCCCCACUCGCCUUCUCUCAUGUGGUGCUUUCACGGACCAGAAGGGCUUGUGAGCCUUGAUUGCGCGAAGGUUUACACAGAUUCUUCUUAACCUGAUGAGGAAUCCCACCUCUUCAGAUCUGCAGAGGCAUUUUCAGGAUUCAGCCGUGUUCAGAAAAAAGCCUUAGCCACCUAUGUGAGUGUUUAAGGGCAUCAUAAUCCACCAGAGGGUUCUCCUGCACGCCCACCAUGGAAAUGAGCUCUUCCAUUUAUUUCAAUAGAGUGUGUGCAGGAGAACUUUCCAAUGGAUCAUGCCCUUAAAUCCUUUUCGAACCACACUUUGAGUGGGCAAAUAUAGUGCAAAGGUAGUCAUUCCAUACAUGGAACAUUUUCUCCUGGUGGGGAAAAAGAAGGAAGAUCUGCUUACAAAUGAAAAUGCUUUUUAUUUCCUCCAUCAAGGAGUCUUUCCCAUAAUCUCCCAAUCUGAGCUGGAAACUAGAAGAGGUGCUUCGCCUUCCAAAAUGACUUGACUUUUUUAAAGUCGAUGAUAGCAUUAAAAUGUCAUAUUAGAAUGAGUACUACAAGUAUCUGACUUCCUAAUAACCCUGUGAGUUGCUAAUUGGAACCCAGAGUCCUCUAAUUCAAACUCUUGUCAGGCAGCCAGUCACUUAAUAUCACUCUAUUUAUCUUAAUUUUUAGCUUGCUCUGUCUCCUGUUUGCAAGGAUUCCCCCUCCCUUUUUUGGCAUUGGGCCCACUUACAUUAUGCUUUUAAAUUGUUUUGAAAGCCCUGUGACUCUCAUGGCUUCCCUGCCAAGAACGAGGAAACGGCAAAAUUUUCCAUGAAAAUUCUCUGGUCCAUUUGUGGGGUUACCAUUCUCAGGAUUCUUUGGUUGGGAGCUAUGGCCAUUUAAACUGGUUUGAAACUGGCUUGCAUCUGUAAUGUAUACACAGUCUUAAAUCUGUAGCCAGAAGUGACUGGUAGAAUUCACCCUGUCUAGGAAGAAAAAGGGAAAAUGUACUUUUUACAACUUCUGCAAUUAAAGAUAAGAGUAAGAAAGUAAUUUUUGCCCCUCCUGUAUUUUUGAACAGGGUUGAAAUUUCCUGCAGGUGCCUUUUGCAGCAAGUAGAUAGCAGCCUUGCCCACUGCUCAAAUCCAUUCAAAAACUGAGACAAAGUAAUCUCCGGAUUUUGAGAGACAAAACCACAUGCUACCAUCCAGAGGCCUAUGCAUGCACCAGGAAGUGUGCACACAGAAGUAGAAAUGGAAUGGAAACCCUUGCGGGGCAGUCCAGCUCCAGGAGCACCCACCAUUAACCACUGGAUCUGGGCAAUGGUUAGGCUGGUGUUUUGUGGAUCAAUACAGAUGUCAAUCAAAGAUAUGCUGUUGUGUGAAUCUUGGCAGAAUUCAGGGCUCAAAUUUGUAAAAGGAAAUGUUUUCCCCAUCUCUCCUCCUCCCUCCUCCUCCUCCUCCUCUCUUCUUCAAGGAUAUUUUUUCUCCACUCUUUAGUUCCUUCCCCGCCUCCGUGUGUAAAUACCAGCUGCUGUGCGUGACGGGUGAUUUCCCCUCCUUCUCCUUCUUCCCCCCUGUUUUUUCGUGGAAAAAGUUGCAUUUUGUUUUGUUCUGAAUGCGCUUUACUGGCUGACUUCGGAGGGUUUGAGUGUUUUUCUGGGGAAGUUUCGUUUUAGAUUUCUUUUAUAAAUUCAUUUGUGUGGCUCUUUAUUACUAUUUUUAUUUUUAUUUUUAUUUAAAGAAAACAGUCCUUUUCAUUUUUUAAAAAAAUGAUUAUUUGUUUUUUUUUUUCAAUGUCUGUCCGAAUGUGCUUAGUUAAAGCCAGUGACUAAAUGCUAAACCUUUCCAAAUGCUCGAUGGCUUGCACGCUCUUGCCAACGGAAGUUGGUCUAAUAAAAAGGUAUCACCUUUUGCCUGC
Hemicordylus capensis (graceful crag lizard) is the source of this 15267-nucleotide messenger RNA. It is a transcript of the gene STX1B, whose product is annotated as syntaxin 1B. The transcript is spliced from 10 exons. The coding region runs from base 266 to 1132 and encodes 288 amino acids. Gene Ontology annotation, cellular component: SNARE complex; plasma membrane; endomembrane system. NCBI's taxonomy places the organism in Eukaryota, Metazoa, Chordata, Lepidosauria, Squamata, Cordylidae. Gene Ontology annotation, molecular function: SNAP receptor activity; SNARE binding. Gene Ontology annotation, biological process: vesicle fusion; intracellular protein transport; exocytic insertion of neurotransmitter receptor to postsynaptic membrane. The record is from RefSeq and is a predicted model, not a curated record.